Messenger RNA from Rhizophagus irregularis DAOM 181602=DAOM 197198, 525 nucleotides. The record is from RefSeq and is a predicted model, not a curated record. NCBI's taxonomy places the organism in Eukaryota, Fungi, Glomeromycota, Glomeromycetes, Glomerales, Glomeraceae.
UUUUUUAAAAAAAAAAAAUAUAUACAAUUUGUUACGUUUCUCUUUCUCGUUUAAGCUAUAAAUAAUUCACAUUUACAGGCGGGCUUAUUGUCUCUAAAAUAUUAAUCAAUGGCCUUUUCUUGGAAAACAGCAGGCAUUACUUAUCUCAAAUAUACUCAGAUUUGUGCUCGUGCAGUUCGUAAUGCGCUUAAAGAGGAACAACGUUUGAUAGCACAAAAACGAGACGAACAAGGAAUCAAAUACGCAAAAUGGGAAAAUGGUAAACAAGGGGAAUUGAAACCAAUUGUACCCCAACAACAUUCUUAAUGAAUUUAAGAACGUUAAAUUUAUUUAAAUUGUAAUUCUACAGUCCAAAUAACUGGAACAUCAGUUUCAAUUGUUAUAACAUCAUUGAUCAAAAUAUUUGAAGUGCUAAUCAUAACUCCAAAAGAUGAUGUAACAUUUGCUAUUAAAAUAAAAAAGAAAGAAAGAAAGAAAAAGAUAAUGAUUUAUAUUUAAUUUAUUAUUAUUAUUUUUUAUUUUUUA